Molecule: messenger RNA, 1502 nt
Organism: Balaenoptera musculus (blue whale)
Lineage: Eukaryota; Metazoa; Chordata; Mammalia; Artiodactyla; Balaenopteridae
Gene: SLC66A1
Product: solute carrier family 66 member 1
Exons: 8
Coding region: 124-1173 (349 amino acids)
Source: RefSeq, a predicted model, not a curated record
GCAUUGCUUUAUGAGGAUCCUGGGUCGUCUGACACAAGCAGAAACUGAAGGUGGCUGGAGAGAGCCUCAUCCCAGAGCCGUCGCCUGCCUCAGCACACCGGCUCCCUCCCUCCCUGCGAAGCCAUGGUCUGGAGGAAGCUGGGCUCCAGCAACUUCUCCAGCUGCCCCAAUGGCUCCAGCCAGUGGAUAUGGGACGUGUUUGGCGAGUGUGCCCAGGAUGGCUGGGACAAGGCCAGCGUGGGCCUGGGCUUGAUCUCCAUUUUCUGCUUUGCUGCAUCCACCCUCCCCCAGUACAUCAAGGCCUGCAAGACGGGCAACAUGGACCAGGCCCUGUCCCUGUGGUUCCUCCUGGGCUGGAUCGGCGGAGACUCCUGCAAUCUCAUUGGCUCCUUCCUUGCUGACCAGCUGCCCCUGCAGACCUACACAGCCGUGUAUUACGUCUUAGCCGACGUGCUGAUGCUGUCGCUGUACUUUCAUUACAAGUUUAAGAAACGCCCCUCUCUGUGGUCUGCCCCCAUCAAUUCUGUGCUGUUGUUCAUCUUGGGGGUGGCAUGUACCACCCCACUGCUGAGCAGCGCUGGCUCGGUGGCUGCCCCCAGGGAGGUCUUCCGGGGGCGGACGCUCUUGUCUGUGGAGCCGGGCAAUAAGCCCUUCACGCAGCAGGAAAUCAUUGGCUUCAUAAUCGGCUCCGUGUCCAGCAUGCUGUACCUGCUCUCCCGGCUGCCUCAGAUCCGCACCAAUUUCCUGCGGAAGUCGACCCAGGGGAUCUCCUACUCGCUGUUCGCCUUGGUGAUGCUGGGGAACACGCUGUAUGGGCUGAGCGUGCUGCUCAAGAACCCCGAGGUAGGCCAGAGCGAGGGCAGCUAUGUGCUGCACCACCUGCCCUGGCUCGUGGGCAGCCUGGGCGUCCUGCUGCUCGACACCAUCGAUCUCCAUACAGUUCCUGAUAUACAGGGAUGCCGCCACCUCAUCAGAGCGCCAGCCACUCCUCCCCAGCUGAGCAGGGCCCAGGCCAAGCCCAGGAUGACAGGGACCUGCAGAUGCCGCACUCAGGAAGGGAGAAGUAUGGGCAGGGACGGUGCUGCUGACCCUGGGCUGGGCCGUGGAGGAAGCUGGGGGUGCCUAGAACUCCUGGCCCGACCGCCUACCCCCAACACCUCCGAAACCUCGUGAGCUGACCCUUCCGGAAGCCCUGACUGACGGACUCUUCCAGGAGCAGGUCAGCCCCCAGGGCCAGCCCAUGCCGCCUUGGGAUUCACCCCCAGGGUCUGAGGCAACUGUCCCUGGAGACUGAAGGGAGGAGCUGCAGCCAAGACCUCAGAAGAGGUCUGGGGACCUUCUGAGCUGCAGCUCAGAAGACAGUGCAGCCGCCCCUCGGCUCACCUACCUCAUUCUGCCUGCUUCCCCCACCCAACCGCCUGGGGAGGAGCCCAGCUCAGCCUGGUGCACCCUGGACUAUACAGUCGACUGCAGAUGGCCUAGUAAACGGUACUCCCAGUGAG